GAGAGAAGAGGAAACGACAGGGAAACGCAAAGAAGAGAAGAGACAAAAGGCAAGAGAUUAUUUAAUUAGAGGCGCGCGUACCCGUGGACGUGCAGAUCAGUGAAAACGAAAGCGCGAAUGGCCGAAAACGCGAACAGGGUGUACCCGGUUACGGUCCAUCUUGCGGGUGAGAUCGAUCCUGAAACAGCGGCACCGGGUAGUUGGUAAUGGGGGGUUUAGGCGAGAAUGCCUUUUCCCUGUCGCCGUCGUCGCCGUCGUCGUCGUCAUCGCCAUCGCCUUCGUUCCACACGAAUUCUACCUUCUCAACAGGUUCCUGUCGUGGUCGUCACACCCUCUUAUCUCUGUAUCAUUGCUCGGGAACGAGGACUACUCCUCCUUCAACGCUGGACACUGAGCAUCCCGUUUAUUUGGAUCGUAAUAGUAAUAGUAAUAUCACGGUCGGUUCGACGGUCGGCUACGUUUCUCAUCCGAAUCGUAACAUCGAUAGGAUCAGAAGCGAGCGUGACCGGAUCGGUGGUGGUGGUGAUCGCCGAUCGAGAAAGGUCGACGAUAUUCAGCUCGAAGCGGAAGCGGAUCGGGAAGGAGAGAGAAAGAGGAGCCGAGGAAGGAGGAGGUGGUGGUGGGGGUGGAGGAGGUGACUCGCCGCCGAAAUGCACCAGGUGUCGUAUAGAGCAGGACUCAAUUCGAACGCAGGUCGAAACGAGAGAUUCUGGGAGAAGAUCGAGUGUCAGGAUCGGCGUUGCCGUGCUCACCACGGCCGGCGUGCUACCGGUGAAGCCGCUCCUGCCGCGACGCCGUACGAUCCAUCGAUCGAUUCGAGCCGAUCAUGCCGAGAUCAACGAUCCCACUUGCCCCCCUCUCGCCUUCUAUUUAGAUACAGAGGACCCUUGGUACCUUCCAACGUCUUUCUCAUUGGGUUGGCGCUCUGUUGUCUAACGUUCUCGCCCGUGCAACCGCGACAGAAUCAUCAUCAAACCUGUCCAGGUUGUCCGCAUCAGCACCAACAACAGCAGCACCAGCAACAUCAACAGCAGCAUAGAGAACAUCAACAGGAGCAAGAUCAACAACAACAUGUACACGAGACGCACUACAGGGGCGGUGGUUCCGAAAGGAAGGACACCAGCGCGCCUACUCCGGAUGACUUAAGACUGGAGGCUAUCAAACACCAAAUACUAACUAAACUUGGCCUUAGGGCACGGCCGGACGUAAACCGAACAUUGGCCACCGUACCGAGGCAUCUCGCUCUGGAAACUCUCUACAGAGCCGAGGCUCAAUCCUCUCGUUAUCCAUCGUCCGAUAGAUCGAGGAACGAUCGUGAGAACGUGUACUCCGCAGAGUUCUUUUACGGUGCCGACGAAUACUCCUACAAGAAUCUCGAUCAACGUGUCGACAGCUCUGCGAAAGACAACGCGCGGAUCGCUUCUUCCUACCGAGGCUCCUAUGAGGACCACGAAGGUCAAGAACCUGAGGAGGAGAUGGAUGAUUUCUACGCGAGGACAUCCGAGAUCAUCACGUUUGCCGAACCUGGACGUACGCUGAACGGACAGCCGUUGCUGGAGUUUCCAAUGUCCAGUGGAGAACCAGCGCUGGAGCCGCUGAGAAUCAAAAGAGCAACCCUUUGGACGAGAGUCGAGUUCAGGCACGCCCAUCAUUAUCAACAUUAUCGCCAGAGUCAAACCAACCAGAAGAAUAUUACUCUGUGGGUAUUCAGAGUACGCUGCGGCAACACGACGCACUUGCGUGGAAAGGAGCUAGGCCAACACUUGGAAAUGGUCACGUCCCUUGGUGUAAACGUUGGACAACUCGGUUGGCUCAAGUUCGACGUCACCAAGGUUGUGAAUAGUUGGUACACGACGAAUCGCGAUGCCGCCAGGGAUAAACUGACGUUACUCGUCGACUGUACCGGAUGCGGCUCGCACGUCUACGUGUCAACGUUUGACGGACACUCCCCGCACGUGAUCGAGUCGUCUUUGAACGCCAAAGGUACUCAAGAUCCAGACAGACCUUUUCUAGUCGUCCGCACGGAUCCUGCGGCUGUGAAACGGGUUAGGAGACGAGCGAUCGAGUGCAGCGGUGCUAUAAAGGGUCAAUGCUGCAAGCAAAGAUUCUACGUGAACUUUUCUCAACUCGGUUGGGACGACUGGAUAAUUGCUCCCCAAGGGUACUACGCGAAUUACUGCAGGGGAGAUUGCGCGGCCGGGCACAGAACACCGGACACUUUCCUCAAUUACUACACCCACGUGAUCGAGGAGUAUCGGAAGAUGGAUCGACUGGCUGGUAUGCAGCCUUGCUGCGCUCCCCUCAAGUUCUCGCCAAUGUCGUUGAUCUACUACGGUCCUGACUCCAACAUCAUCAAGAGAGAUCUACCGAAGAUGGUAGUGGACGAAUGCGGCUGUCCUUAAACGUUGCGUCCUCCGCUCCGUAUUUGCUCCUUCUACGCUCCCAUUGCCGCUCCCUUCACGAUCCCUGUGUGUGUAUGUGUGUACGCUAGCUCGAAGCCGACUCGAAGGGGGUAGCGUGUCUAUUGAAAAACGGCCCUGAUCGAGAUUUCCAGCCGGUCACGUUUGUAUACACGCUCAUAUACCUCGAAUCUCGAUUCGAUACUGUCAAACUUGAUGAUGCUUCGCUCGACCACGAGUACGAAUAAGGUUGUUAACCGCGACAGGGCCGUUCGUUGGCUCACCUAUUACGGCUACCUCGACUUUCGAUUCGCUCUGUACAUACUCUUUGUCACGGAACAUAACGAAACGAUUCUUCGUCCGAGAACAAGCUGGACUUUGCGUUUCGACUUUGCUCGCCGAGCCACUCGCCGGUCUUCAUACUUUUUAAACAGAUUGGUACUCUCGUUGGACGGUGAAUCGAUCGUCGAAUCGACUGUCGGCACUCGACAUUCUUUGUUCGCGGGACGGGUUGUCAAGUCGUUCGGAGCAACGGGGAACGUUCGAGCAAAGAAGGAACGCGAGUUUUCAGCUGUUAACGUCAAUGUUUUUUCUAGCAAGACUUCUAGCUAAAUUACUUGCGCGUUUACUGAUAAGAGCCGCCCGAGGGCAAAUUGAAACGGACGUAAGUUGAGCGCGAGAGGACUAGAGAGAAAAUUAGAGCGCGUGAGACGAUGUGUGCGAGAGGGAGGAAAAAAUGAAAAUAAUACGCGAACAAGUAGAACUGGGAUAGAAAGGGUGGGUAAUAAAGAGCGCGAGGAGAAACGAAUAAAAAAAGAAAAGAAUGAUCGGCGACCACCUCGGCGAACAAGAGUUUACAUUCGUUUCGUUUCCAUGCCGUGUUAUUUAAGAUUGACUUCACGUGGUGUGCUCGUGGCGGAGAGCACCACGUUGCGAGGGGGUUGGAAAGGGAAUUCGGUGAGGCGUAGGGGCACGAAACAAUUUAAACGAACUUCUUACUAAGAGCUUAGUCUUUUCGUAUUAGCUGCGCGAUUAAGAUGCAAACGAAGGAAAGGAACUAAUGAAAGUAAAACAAAAAUGAAAGAAAAAGAAAAACAAAAAACAAAAAAGUGAUUCCAUAUUUACGGUUUAUGUAUUACAUAUGUAUAUUAUAUACACACACAGACACACGAGGUGAUUCAGCCGAGUAUAAAUAUUUAAAUACGAGCGUAAAGUUUAAGUGUAAAGAGAGAGAGAGAGUGAGAGAGAGAGAGAGAGAGAGAGAGAGAGAGAGAGAGAACUCAAUCUGAUUGCCUUGUUUUUUAUGCGAAACAUUCGAAAGUAUCGAACGAAACGACUUAAACUGAAAA
Frieseomelitta varia is the source of this 3748-nucleotide messenger RNA. RefSeq names its product inhibin beta chain (gene Actbeta). Bases 651 to 2402 code for a protein of 583 amino acids. NCBI's taxonomy places the organism in Eukaryota, Metazoa, Arthropoda, Insecta, Hymenoptera, Apidae. The transcript is spliced from 5 exons. The record is from RefSeq and is a predicted model, not a curated record. Gene Ontology annotation, cellular component: extracellular region. Gene Ontology annotation, biological process: SMAD protein signal transduction. Gene Ontology annotation, molecular function: growth factor activity; cytokine activity.